AGCCCUGCAGGGAGGCUUCUAUUCUCUACCCAAGCUAUCAGAACCUCGCCCAUGGCCCUACUACCUCCACCGUAGCAGGAGUGUGCAUCUGAGGACAUAUGACUAUUUAACACUCCUCACGCCGCGCCUCAUUCUUCCAUACAAGACAGCAAGCCUCGAUUCAUUCUUCGAUAUACUACACUCCUUUCUACACAUUCGUCGCCAGCCGACCUUUACUUUGAAAAUCUAAUCUUCAUCAUGUCUGAUGGUCUCAACGAUGCCCGCGCAAUGCGCGUAGCGGAGAUAAUGACUGAUUUCCGCAACCUUCAACACUACCUUGUCCAACUACGCGCCACACCGACAGCCGAGGAGUACUACUUAGAUGGCUAUUCUCUUCUCCGACAGUGUACGAGCGAGGCUCAGGCUAUCCUCCAGACGCCAUUCGCCAGCAGCACUCCCUCGGGAACGGGUGACCUCGAGCAUGAAAAGCGGCAAUUGAGGGCUAUUAUCAUAGAUGCAGCUGUUCGCCGCUUCCAAUGCCAGCGUGCCUACCUUCGAGCCAACGCUGGUCUCCGCUGGAUGAACAGCCGUCAGAGCAUCUUGCGUGGCGAGAAACCUAAUGCUAGUCAUAUGGCAGCAUUGCAGCAAGCUGAUGCCACAUUGAGGAAUGAACUCAUGGCCAUGACAGACGCAUACAUUUACGAUACCCUCCUUGCCGCAGAUGCAGCGCAGAAAAAAUUCCUCAUUGACGAUCCCUCGCUUGCACAAAUCCAGCAGAUCAUUAUGUCUCGACAAUAAGCGAGACCCCGUAACGAUAAUGUCCCUCAACUUUGGAUACCCCCAUUAUACUCCUCGGAUACACGCCGCCUACUCUGGCGCCAUUCAUGACUCUACGCUACGAUAUCAUGCUGCAUAACGGUCGCCUCGGCAUCGGACGAAUCCGCUCCCUCCUAUUCGCCCCACCCAUCAUGUUUCCAGACAUCCCUUUCCUUUGGAUUUCUGCCAGUUUUUUUUGAUGGCAACCAUCCUUUCUCACUCGACAACAGUGCUGGCCACGCCCUAUUUUCUUCUCCCUUUUCACAACCAUAAAGCGUUAUACAUGUAAGUUUUUCUUGGCCUUGGUCGGUCU
This is a messenger RNA of Bipolaris sorokiniana ND90Pr, 1108 nucleotides long. RefSeq lists its product as uncharacterized. The record is from RefSeq and is a predicted model, not a curated record. The coding region runs from base 238 to 777 and encodes 179 amino acids. Lineage: Eukaryota; Fungi; Ascomycota; Dothideomycetes; Pleosporales; Pleosporaceae. The transcript is spliced from 4 exons.